AUGGCGUUCAUCGAAGUAAAGGAGGCCAUUAAACUCUUUAGGGAUUUCCUUCGGCGAAACGACAGCAUUCCCCAUGAUAAUCUUGACGAUUUCUGCAGAAUACUUGAAAAUCUACUCGGCGAAAAGUACAAGAAUCAUUGGCAUCCACAAAGACCACACAAAGGCUCAGCAUUUCGCUGUCUGAGGUUGUCCAACAGGCAUAUGGAUUCCGUUAUCAUGACAGCUGCAAGGGAAAGUGGAGUUACAGAACAAGAUUUAGCGCGAACUCUGCCAACAGAACUUACAGUUUGGAUCGAUCCAUUUGAAGUCUCAUACAGGAUAGGCGAAGAAGGCUCAAUUUGUCAGUUGUUUCAAGGUUCCAUAGAAGAUGUGACUGGUCAGAGCAAAACGAAAAUGGCGCAAGUCGCACCGUCGCCUUGUCGAGUUGAGUCACAGGCAGUGACUGGAUUCGAGAAUCCUAACGAAACUUUACAAGAAUGUCAGGUUGAUGUUGCUUAA
Rhopilema esculentum is the source of this 498-nucleotide messenger RNA. RefSeq names its product protein BTG1-like. The record is from RefSeq and is a predicted model, not a curated record. Gene Ontology annotation, cellular component: nucleus; cytoplasm. NCBI's taxonomy places the organism in Eukaryota, Metazoa, Cnidaria, Scyphozoa, Rhizostomeae, Rhizostomatidae.